Molecule: messenger RNA, 2808 nt
Organism: Chlamydomonas reinhardtii
Lineage: Eukaryota; Viridiplantae; Chlorophyta; Chlorophyceae; Chlamydomonadales; Chlamydomonadaceae
Exons: 6
Coding region: 428-790 (120 amino acids)
Source: RefSeq, a predicted model, not a curated record
GCUAGUUCUAGUCGCACAUCGGCAGAACCUCGUCGGCAAACCAUGCUCUCGACCGUCAGCUCAGUGCCUCCUCCCUCGUGCGUCCGGGGUUUGCCAUACAGUAUAUGCCGCAAACGUGCGCGAGGCAAGGCUGGCACCCGAACGAGGGCUGAUAACAGAUCCUGCGAGUCUUGUGCUCAGUGCACUCAUUUCGCAGGCGGCCUCACAGCUCCUCGCGUCCAGAUAUCGCGGUUCUUGGACCCGACACGGCCGUGGACGCCGAAAGCGACAGCUGGCGGACCCGGGACGCCAGAUGAUGACGCCCGGCGAGAGGCAGCGGCGAAGGCGCUGGCGGAUUCUCUGCUUUGGGCAUGGUCGACGAGUUCACUCAGGUGGAGGGUCUCCUGGUGGAGCUCGUCAUUUUCAAAGCGCACGCUAGGCAAGAGGCAUGGAGCAGGCGCUGGGAAUGAGAAGCUCCACCAGGAGACCCUGGACCUGGGUGCUGCGCCUGCUCCAUGCACGGAGCCUUGUGCCGGCGCUGCUGCCAGGCCCCUGGCCCAGCGGGGCUGACAUGGCGGAUGCCGUGGCGGCACUGGUGGACUGGCUUGCUGAGGAGGACCGCGGCUUCCUGCCGGAGCUGGCCGCGGAGAUGCAUCUGCAGAUCGCCCUGCUCCAGCGGGCCGGGCUGGAGCAAGUAGAGGGCCAGCUGGCUCAGAAGCUGGCGUCGGCACACAGCGAGCUGGUGCAGCGGCUGCCAGUGCCCCCACCUGAGCCAGCUGGCCCUCCACCUGCUCCAGCCCGGCCCGCUUGAGCAGGGCGAUCUGCCGAUGCACCUCCGCGACCAGCACCGCCAGGUUUCGGCGGCUUUCGGCGCCGCGGCCACCGUCGCCGCAUGCAUGCACAGCCGCUCCGGGAGUGGCACUGGCAGAGUGACCGGUAGGGGAUGAGGAGCAGCAGCAGGGCCAGACCCAGCCUGCAGCCUCCUGUCGUCACCACCAGCGGCCGGCGCGAAAAUGUCGGGCGCCGUUUACGGUCUCCUGAAGGACUACCUGGGCGGAGCAGCGGAGGAGCGCAGGCGGCUGCUGGAAGGCGAGGUGCAUGUCGGCGCUGAGCAGUCUGCAGCCCGAGGUUGCAGUGCACGGUAGCCACCGCCGGGGCGAGCGACAGCAAGAGCUGGAGGUGGACAGCCUGCGUGCCUUCCACAACAGGGCUGCUCUGGCCUUGGUGGAAACCAGAACCAGCAGCAUGGGUGAGGGCAAGCUUGCUCGCCGCAGCAGAGCUUUAUCCCUGGCGCCAACUCUGCUGUGUAGCAGGCUUGUGCAUGUCCAUGUGAUCGUGCCCAGUGUAACGCGUAGUUGCCUGUACAUACCGCUCACAAACAUUGCCAUUGUUGCUGGUGCCGCAUCAUGCUGCGCAGGCACGUCCGCCGCCACCCCGCAGCCCGCACACUUGGCGACUGUCCUUGCUGUGCGCCUACCACGUCCUACGCAAGCGAUCGCCAUGUAAUGCCUCGGCCGCAUACAUGGCCAACCGCUUGCGUAGCACGUGGUACGCGCACAGCAGGACCGUUGUCGAGCGUGCGAGCUGCGGAAUGGCGACGGACGUGCCUGCGCAGCAUGGUUCGGCACGCAACGCCACCACGCCGCGCGCCUUGAUGUCCGCUGGGAGCUGGUUCCGGCAGGCGGCGGACGGUGCCCAUGGACGUAGGCUGUGCCAGCACGUCCACGUCCUACGCAAGCGGUCGGCCGCCUGCCGAGACCAGCUCCCAGCGGACAUCAAGGCGUGGUGGUGGACGUGCUGGAAGCCAAAGACAUGCUGCCGACCAGCCGUCACUGGGCGCACCUUGGCCGGCCGGACGACAGGUGCGACACGAACUUCUGCCAUCGACGGGCAGCUCGCGGUGGAACCAGCUGCCGGCCGGCUUCCUCAGCACUGCUUCCUCAGCACUGCUUCCUUGCCAAAGGCAGCUGCAGGUCCCUUGCGACCCGCGCCCGAUUGCUGGGGGUGAGGGGUGGCUGGUGGGUGGCAGAGAAGGAGUGCGAUACUAUGAUGUUGGAUUACUUGAGCAGCGGCACGAGCUGGAUGACUUGUCUUCGAGGACCAGGCGGCCGGGCGGGUGGGCUCCAUAUCGGGAGGGGUCUAGGCAAUGAUGAACACAAUGAAUGUUUUCUGUGAGGUGGAGCUGCCGGCACCUGCCUUUGUAAAUCAGAAGGAAGUGACUGUGCCUCGAGCCUUGUGCCUUCGGGUGUGGGGAAGGGGGGGUAUGACAUGGAGGGCGGGAACAACAACCACAACAACGACCACAAGCGUGGGGUUCAGCUGUCGGGUCCGGGGUAGGUGAGUCUGUGGGGGAUCGGGUGCAGGUUGGGUGUUAGGCGGCUCGCUGGUGUUGGGGGCCGACUGGUCUGGCGCCCGGGCCUGGUAGGGGAGAGGAAGUCCAUGGCUCGAAGCAGUGUGUGGCCAAGGACCGCGGCAUGGGCCAUUGGUUGUUACCACCUGAGCAUAGAUUGGGAAUGGUUGUGCAAUUUACGUUAGUUGGUGGCUGGGCUGGCACGGACGUGGCGGUGGGUCAACUGGCUGACACGGAGAGGGAUGGGCCUUCGCCUGGAAGCUACAGUGGAUCUUUGUACUGGCGGAGCUCGCAAAGGAAUUCGGGCGCGAGUGUGCUCGGCUGGCUAGCCAUGGAUGGGGUCCCAGUCGCCUGAAAUGUCCUGUGAAAUGUCGCCUCAAGCUCUGAUGACUCGUGCGCUGUGGCUUUGCUUAAUUGGAGGACAUAGCGCCCAGACUGGUGCGCCUGAGAUAACUGACAUGCACUUAUCCUACAAAGAA